AUGAAGAUAAUCAUCUGUUUUUGCAUUUGGGCAGCAGCAUGGGCCAUUCCGGUUCCUCAAAUCAAGUCAUUGGAGAGACAUGCUGUUGGCCAAUCUGUGAAUUUAAGUCUUCCAGCAAAAUUAAAAGUGCCAGUACAGGAUGAGUUAUAUGCUAAUGAUACCACCAAAGAAAGUGGUAUCCCUAUGCAUGAAAAUGAAACGGGAAGGCAACAGUAUACCAAAGAUGGUUACAGAGUAGAAGGAAAUGGCCCUGAGUGGGCAGGAGUAGGAGGGGAAAGUUCUUCUACACAUUCCAUGUCAGUAAAUGAAGAGGGGAAUCCCGAGGAUGUGAAUGGGGGCACAGAAAAGCCAGAAACAUAUGGUCAUGAUGGAAUACAUGGUAUUAGGGGACAAGUAAGCACUAUUGACAUGACUGGCGCAGCAAAUGGGAGCAAUAUUAAUGGAAAUACUGAUGAGAAUUUUAAAAAUGGGGAUGUUGGAGAUGCAAGUCAGAGUGAGAAUGCCACUGUGGUUGACGAAGAUGAGCAUCAAGUAUCUGGAAGCAGUAAUAGUACAGGCCGUGAGGAUGACAUAAAUGGGAAUUCCUGUACGAAUGAGGGUGACACAAGUGCAGUAACACCUCAGAAAGAAGGUGAGAGAAAUGGUCAUGAGGGGGCAGAGGUAACACCAGGGGGAAGCGGAGCUGGCCAUAGAGAAGAUGCUGGCCUCGAUAAUUCUGAUGGGAGUCCUAGUGGGGAUGGAACAGAUGAGGGUGAAGACAAGGGCUCUGGUGAUAAUGAAGGUGAAGAAACGGGAAAUGGAAAAGAUGGCACUGACAAAAGCCAGGGCCAGGAGGGCCAGGGUCAGGGAAAAGAAGGCGGCAAUGAUAAUAGCUUAGGUAAAAAUUCAAUUAGCAGUGAAAAUGAUGACCCUGAGGACAAAGAAGAUCCCCACGACACCGAUGGAGACAAUGACUCCGAGAGUGAGGAGGAUUCCGAUCGGAUCCUAGAAGAAAAUGAUAGCCCAAGAAUGGAAGACAUCCAGAACACCAAUCACAGAGAAAACCAUGGUGUGGAUAAUAGAAUUACCAAAGAAUCAGAGCCAAGUACGAAUGGGAAGAGCCAAGAUAAGGGAAUAGAAAUUGGAGGUCCCAGCAGUGGCAAUAGAAACAAUCUUACCAAAGAAGCUGGGAAAGUCAUUGGCGAUAAAGAGAGUAAAGGACAACAUGGAGUGAUUGUGGGCAACGGAAAUGUCCAGACACAAGGGGAGAUUGACAACAUGCAAGAACCUGGCCAGAAGUCAGAACCUGGAAAUAAGGUUGAACACGGCCAAACAGGUAGUGAGAGUAACAGUGAUGGUUAUGAUAGUUAUGAGUUUGACGAUGAAUCCAUGCAAGGAGAUGAUCCCAACAGCAGCCAUGAGUCUAAUGGCAAUGAUGAUGCCAAUUCUGAAGGUGACAAUGACAGCAGUAGCCGAGGAGAUGCAUCUUAUAACUCAGAUGAAUCAAAAGAUAAUGACAACGACAGUGAUUCAAAAGGAGAAGGAGAUGAGGACAGUGACAACACAUCAGAUGCUAGUGAUAGUGACAGUAACGGCAAUGGUAACAACGGGAGUGAUGAUAGUGAAUCAGACAGCAGCAAAGAUAAAUCAGACAGCAGUGACAGCAGUGACAGUAGUGACAGCAGCGAUAGUAGUAACAGCAGUGAUAGUAGUGACAGCAGUGACAGCAAAUCAGAUAGCAGUGAUAGCAGUGACAGCAGUGACAGCAGUGACAGCAGUGACAGCAGUGAUAGCAGUGACAGCAGUAACAGCAAAUCAGACAGCAGUGACAGUAGUGACAGCAGCGAUAGUAGUGACAGCAGCGAUAGUAGUGACAGCAGUGACAGCAAAUCAGACAGCAGUGAUAGCAGUGACAGCAGUGACAGCAGUGAUAGUAGUGACAGUAAAUCAGAUAGCAGUAACAGUAGUGACAGCAGUGACAAUAGUGACAGCAGUGACAGCAGCGAUAGUAGUGACAGCAGUGACAGCAGUGACAGCAGUGAUAGUAGUAACAGCAGCAAUAGUAGUGACAGCAGUGACAGUAGUGACAGCAGUGACAGCAAUGAAAGCAGCGACAGUGCAUCUGACAGUAGUGAUGAGAGUGACAGCAAGAGCAAGUCUCCUAAUGGCAACAACAAUGAAAGUGAUAGUGACAGUGACAGUGACAGUGAAGGCAGUGACAGUAAUCACUCAACCAGUGAUGAUUAG
This is a messenger RNA of Myotis brandtii (Brandt's bat), 2226 nucleotides long. It is a transcript of the gene DSPP, whose product is annotated as dentin sialophosphoprotein. The coding region runs from base 1 to 2226 and encodes 741 amino acids. Gene Ontology annotation, biological process: odontoblast differentiation; dentinogenesis. Gene Ontology annotation, molecular function: collagen binding. Lineage: Eukaryota; Metazoa; Chordata; Mammalia; Chiroptera; Vespertilionidae. The transcript has 4 exons. The record is from RefSeq and is a predicted model, not a curated record. Gene Ontology annotation, cellular component: nucleus; cytoplasm.